AUGCCUCGACUGCGCAAAAUUUCCAACGAAAAACGAAAGAGAUAUUUAAAGAAGUUCUUCAACAAAUUGCAUUUGCUAAUUUUUCUUUUCUUUAUUGAAAUGUUCUUUUACCUAGAUGCUUUUCUUUGCUUUUUCCUUUCUUUUUCUCUUCUUUCCUUCUUGCUUUUGAUUCUUUCUUUCUUUUUCGUCGUUUGUAGUCGGUUUUUUGCCACCCUUGAUGAUCUGAUAAAUAAAUACUUUGUACAUUAUCUAUCUUACUUAUCUAUCUAUCUAUCUAUCUUACUUAUCUAUCUUAUCUAUCUAUCUUCUCUAUCUCUGUUAUCUAUCUAUCUAUCUCUGUUAUUUAUCUAUCUAUCUAUCUCUCUAUAUAUAUAUGUUCCUUAUCAAUCUAUCUAUCUAUCGAUAUACGUUCCUUAUUUAUCUAUCUCUGUAUCUCAGUCUGUUCAUAUCUAUCUAUCUAUCUAUUUUAUUCUCUAUUUGGAUCUAUCUAUUUAUCUAUCUAUCUAUCUAUCACAGUCUAUUUGGAUCUAUCUAUCACAGUCUACUUGGAUCGAAAGUUCUAUCACAUUCUGUUUGGAUCUAUCUAUCAGUCUGUUUGGAUCUAUCUGUUUGGAUCAAUCUAUCUAUCUCUUCAGAUCUAUCUAUCUAUCUAUCUCUUCAGAUCUAUCUAUCUAUCUAUCUAUCUAUUACAGCCUUUUGUAUCUAUCUAUCUCAGUCUGUUCCUAUCUAUCUAUCUAUCUCAGUCUGUUCCUAUCUAUCUAUCUAUCUAUCUAUCUAAAUAUAGUUAAUAUAUCUAUCUAUCUAUCUAUCUAUCUCAGUCCGUUCCUAUCUAUCUAUCUAUCUAUCUCACUCUAUUCGUAUGUAUCUCAGUCUGUUCGUAUCUAUCUAUCACAAUCUGUUCAUAUCCACCUACAAUCUUCAAAAAUUUAA
Messenger RNA from Acanthosepion pharaonis, 930 nucleotides. Lineage: Eukaryota; Metazoa; Mollusca; Cephalopoda; Sepiida; Sepiidae. The record is from the annotation of a GenBank genome assembly.